Malus domestica (apple) is the source of this 2560-nucleotide messenger RNA. RefSeq names its product dipeptidyl-peptidase 5-like. Gene Ontology annotation, biological process: proteolysis. Gene Ontology annotation, molecular function: serine-type peptidase activity. NCBI's taxonomy places the organism in Eukaryota, Viridiplantae, Streptophyta, Magnoliopsida, Rosales, Rosaceae. The record is from RefSeq and is a predicted model, not a curated record.
AACGGAGAGUCAGAAAUGGCUGCUUUCACUCUCACUCUCACUCUCACUCUCACUCGCUUAUCUUCGUCUUCCUUCAAUCGAAUUAGUCAACGAUUGAGCUCCAGAGUACAGACGAACAGCCACCGUCUCCACCAAAUGGCUACUUCUUCCUCCCCCGAAGUCAAGCAAUCGGAGAAAAUCGUAGCUCCUUACGGGUCCUGGAAAUCCCCAAUCUCCGCCGAUGUCGUCUCUGGCGCCUCCAAGAGACUCGGCGGCACGGCCGUCGAUUCCCUCGGCCGCCUCAUCUGGCUCGAGUCCCGCCCAUCUGAAUCAGGACGGGCGGUUCUGGUGAGGGAACCGGAGAGGCCGGAGGACGAACCGGUUGAUAUUACGCCGAAGGACUAUGCGGUUCGGACGGUGGCGCAGGAGUACGGCGGCGGUGCAUUCAGCGUUUCAGGGGAUACAAUCGUUUUCUGUAAUUACAAGGAUCAGCGUCUUUACAAGCAGUCCCUAAGUUCGAAAGAUUCUGCUCCUACACCACUCACUCCGGAUUAUGGCGGGCCGGUAAUUAGUUAUGCUGAUGGCGUGUUUGAUGCACGUUUUAAUCGUUUUGUCACUGUACGGGAAGAUCGUCGUGAAAGCAGCAUUAAUUCGAUAACAACAAUUGUAACAGUAGGGCUUGAUGGCAAGGAAAUUCAGGAACCAGAAGUACUAGUUGGUGGGACGGAUUUCUAUGCCUUCCCGCGUUUUGAUCCGAAAGGUGAACGUCUGGCAUGGAUUGAAUGGUGCCAUCCUAAUAUGCCAUGGGAUAGGUCUCAACUUUGGGUUGGGUAUAUAUCCGAGAAGGGAGAAGUCUAUAAACGAAUUUGUGUUGCUGGCUCUGAUCCUUCCAUUAAGGAGUCCCCAAUUGAACCCAAGUGGUCCUCUAAAGGGGAACUAUUUUUUAUUACUGACAGAAAAGGUGGGUACUGGAAUCUUUAUAAAUGGGUUGAGUCUAGUAAUGAGGUCGUAUCAGUUUAUUCCUUGGAUGCCGAGUUUUCCAAGCCAUUAUGGGUUUUUGGCAUGAAUUCUUAUGAAUUUAUCGAGAGCCAUGAAAGUAAAAACAUAAUUGCUUGCAGCUACAGGCAGAAGGGGAGGUCAUAUCUUGGAAUCCUGGAUGAUGCUCAGGGCUCACUGUCUCUACUUAAUACUCCUUUUACAGAUAUUGAUAAUAUUACCUUGGGGAUCAAUUGCCUGUACAUUGAAGGAGCAUCAGAAGUUCAACCUUUGGCUGUUGCUAAGGUGACUUUAGAUGAUCAUAGAACGAAAGCAGUUGACUCCAAGAUUAUUUGGUCUUCCUCACCUGAUUGCUUAAAAUAUCAGUCCUACUUCAGCCUACCCGAAUUAAUUGAGUUCCCAACAGAAGUUCCUGGUCAAACUGCCUUCGCAUACUUUUACCCACCAACAAAUCCCAAUUACCAAGCUCCUCAGGGUGAAAAGCCUCCACUGUUAUUGAAAAGCCACGGAGGGCCCACAGCCGAAUCACAUGGAAUCUUAAAUUUGAGUAUUCAGUAUUGGACUAGUCGUGGUUGGGCAUUUGUCGAUGUUAACUAUGGUGGAAGCACUGGUUAUGGCAGAGAAUAUCGGGAACGACUCUUGAACAAAUGGGGAAUUGUGGAUGUAAAUGAUUGUUGCAGCUGUGCUAGAUAUCUGGUGGAUUCCGGAAAGGUAGAUGGGGAACGACUUUGUAUUACUGGGGGAUCUGCAGGUGGCUAUACAACCCUAGCUGCUCUUGCUUUUAGAGAUACCUUCAAGGCAGGAUCUUCCUUGUAUGGUGUAGCCGACUUAAACAUGUUGAGGGCAGAAACUCACAAAUUUGAGUCUCAUUAUAUUGAUAAUCUUGUUGGUAGUGAAAAGGAUUAUCAUGAUAGGUCACCCAUCAACUUUGCUGAUAAGUUUUCUUGCCCGAUAAUCUUAUUCCAAGGGUUGGAAGACAAGGUUGUAGCCCCAGAUCAAGCUCGUAAAAUUUAUCAGGCUUUGAAGGAAAAGGGUCUGCCUGUUGCUCAUGUGGAGUAUGAAGGAGAACAACAUGGCUUCCGCAAGGCUGAGAACAUUAAGUUCACGCUUGAACAGCAAAUGGUUUUCUUUGCUCGUUUAGUUGGAAACUUCAAGGUUGCGGAUGAGAUUAAUCCUAUUAAAAUUGACAACUUCGACUAGAAUUCAACCCGAAAGUGGCGCCUCAAGGUGGAAUUUUUUGAGUCUUGUGUUUUCAUGCGAAGGAAUUGGUUUACAGGUUUGCUUUUUCUGAAGAGACUUCUGUGCCAUCUGAGGAGUGGAAAACAAUUAUCUAGUUUUACUAAGAACGUGGAUAAAUAACAACUUUGAGACGGAGCUUGAAAUACUGACGCAAAUGGGAAUGGCUACAUCUUCUUUGGUUUUCUUAAACCCUAUGUGAACUUUGUGUUGAUAUACUCAUGUAUCCUCGGUUGUAUAUCUUUGUGUGUUUAUUUUUCUCUCGAUAGACGUAUCUUGAAAGGACACACUUAUGUUCUUCGAUAUUUUAUACAUAGAAGUUUCUAUUCGCUAAAUUUUUGAUCCGGGA